AUGGAUCAACACAAGACCAACGACAAUCUCCGUUACGUAGGUGGCCUCACACGUGUUCUCGCCGCCGAUGCCUCUAUUUCCUUUGCAGAUGCCAACGACGAUGAUUUUUCCAUUGCCAAAGGGGCUGCCGCUUUGGAUGAUCUAACUGAUGAUGAUAUUCGAAUGGCUAUUCAAAUGCUUAUGGUCCCAUUUGAAUUUUUAGUUAGGAGACAAAUUGCUCGUCUAUUAGACCCAAGCCUUCAGUGUCUUCGAUUUGUUUAUGAUGAACUAAUGAAGAUAAGCCACGCUUGUGAGGUAACUGAGUUACAAAGGUUUCCAGUAUUGAGAAAGCAUCUGGAUGAAGUCAUGGUAAAAUUUUUCCGCCAUGGUGUAGAACCUGCUAAGAGAAUGAUAUGA
Molecule: messenger RNA, 396 nt
Organism: Prunus persica (peach)
Lineage: Eukaryota; Viridiplantae; Streptophyta; Magnoliopsida; Rosales; Rosaceae
Product: dynamin-related protein 3A-like
Exons: 4
Coding region: 1-396 (131 amino acids)
Cellular component (GO): membrane; cytoplasm; microtubule
Molecular function (GO): GTPase activity; microtubule binding
Source: RefSeq, a predicted model, not a curated record